Messenger RNA from Centropristis striata (black sea bass), 3527 nucleotides. RefSeq names its product mediator of RNA polymerase II transcription subunit 26-like. Gene Ontology annotation, cellular component: nucleus; core mediator complex; mediator complex. NCBI's taxonomy places the organism in Eukaryota, Metazoa, Chordata, Actinopteri, Perciformes, Serranidae. Gene Ontology annotation, molecular function: transcription coregulator activity. Gene Ontology annotation, biological process: positive regulation of gene expression; regulation of transcription by RNA polymerase II. The record is from RefSeq and is a predicted model, not a curated record. The transcript has 3 exons. The coding region runs from base 434 to 2155 and encodes 573 amino acids.
AAUAAUAAUAAAUAAGACAUCUUUAUAAUGCAAAGUAAAACCAUUGCAAAUAUUUGUGUGAACAAUCGAGUCCAUGUCCUUCCUGAGUUUGUAUGUAAAUCCACCACAAGACAUAUUUCACUGAACAACACCGCGGAUGUGAACAACUGGUUACGUAAAGAAUUUCCCAUCAUGCUUUGCGGCUUUGACAAAAAGCCCGAUGAGCAGCGCGGAGAGGAGAGGAGGCGACCAGCCGAGGGGGGGAGCCCAUUCCCGGACAGGCUCUUCUGUUCUUCGUCGUUACUAAAAACGUGACGGCGGCGGAUGAAAACCAGAAUAAAAGCAUCAUAAAACAUGGUGCCCGCUCCCACGGAAGCUCUCCCGUCGGGCCUGUGAGUGUCGGCCGGCUGCCUCUCCGGGGGAAUCCUGCUGUCUGAGUCCGUCCUGAGCCGCGAUGACAGCGGCUACAGCCACUCCGCAGGGGAUGAGAGACCGGCUGCUGCAGGCCGUCGACGGCCAGAGCAAUCAGAUAUGCAACAUGGUGGUAGUUAUGGAGGUGAUCUCCUAUUUGGAGAAAUAUCCUAUCACCAAAGAGGCACUGGAGGAAACCCGUCUUGGCAAGCUCAUCAACGAUGUCCGGAAGAAAACCAAGAAUGAGGACCUUGCAAAAAGGGCCAAGAAGCUCCUUCGGAACUGGCAGAAGCUAAUCGAGCCGGGGAAGGGCGAAGUGUUGUCCAAAGGACACAGCGCUGCAUCGUGGUCUUCCAAUGGUGGUGCUCAUCCCUGCAUCUCCACUCCAGCUGCCACAACACCAUCAGGUAAAACAGGAGCAGAGCUGAAGAACAGAAAUGACUUCAACAACUGCUCCUCCCCGAGGGUGGAGAAACCCAGCAACAGGAAACGUAAAGGGGACCAGAAGGAAGGACCGCUCCCACCAGCCAAGAUACCCAAAACGUCUCUGACUGAUAAAAUUCAAAACUCCAAACAACUGCCAACUAAUGGGAUUGGCGGUAGUUCUGACAUUUUUACAGAUACUCGUGCACAUCAGCCUUCAGACAGGGACAAUCCUGAGCCUUCGGACAAUGACAGGCUCAUUAAAAUCCCAGUCAAUGCUGUAAAACCUCAUCCAAGUGCCCCCGGACACAGCAAGCCUCCGAGCACUUCUUCUUUGCUAAAAGCAUCAGUUCUGCAGCAACAAGCCCGACAGGAGCAAGCGGUCUCUGGGGGGCAGCAUCGACCCAGAAGCCCGCGCUCCUUGCACAGUCCUCAAACUCCAAAGCAGGAAGCUGGUGUCAAACAAUCUUUAGCACAAGCACAGGGUCUCUCUUGCCCCACUGUGAAGCCUGGAUCUCUUGACACGUCUGGGCUGGGGCCUUCCACUCAUCCUCUCAACGGUUGUGUUCAGGGUUCACACACAGACAGUUCAGAUCUGGAUUCUCAGAGUCGGCCUCCCGGUAUGUUUCUCCACAGCUCGUACGCCUCCUCCUGCAGCGAUGUGGUUAGUCUGGAAGACGAUGGAGCUGUUGGCAAUAUAGAGAAAAGAAAAAGACAGAAAUACAGAGCGAAGGACCAUGUGAUCAAUUUAGAAGGACAGACUGUAGAAGACAGCACGAAACCAGUCAGGCUAAAAGACAGGAGGCUGACCUUUGACCCUGUAACAGGACAGAUCAAGUCCUCCUUCCAUAAGGAGUCUAGCCAGGAGGGGGGGGAGGUCACACCGGGCCACAGACCUGAACCUCAGUGGUCAGAGCAGCCCAAGCUGAAUGCACCAGUUCCUCCCAGUCCCUUCCAGCAGACGGACUGGAAGGAGCUGUCGCGGAGUGAAAUCAUCCAGUCGUACCUUAGCCAGCAGAGCAACGUGCUGACAUCAUCAGGCGCCCACACCCCCGGUGCACACUUCUUCAUGACAGAGUUCUUGAAAAAAGAGGAACACCGAAGUCCAGAUGUGAAGAACACUCACGCGCUGGCACCAGAGCUCCCAGCCAGGGAUUUACCGGGGGUCAGCAGAGAAAUCAUCAACGAAGACCUGGACAGACUACACACCAAACAAUGGACCGGGGUCAACGGUUGCUACGACACAAAGGGUUCUUGGUACGACUGGACGGAGUGCAUCUCCUUAGACCCGCAUGGAGACGAGAGCAGGUUGAACAUACUGCCAUAUGUCUGUCUGGACUGAACCGGAGCUGGAUGGUGUGUUUGCUGCCUUCACUCUGCGUGUGUGAAGGCACUUUAUUUAAGUGUACGCUGCUGUUUUGCACCGUUGUGAAAGUCAAUGUGCUGCCUGCUUGGGUGUAUGUGGAGCACAAGGGGUGUAAUCAGUGUUUUUAUGAGUUUUCGAACAUUUUUGUGCGGACAGCGUGAAGGAAACAGGCUAUGCAUUAUCUGACCAUUUAGUUUCUAGUGUUCAGUAAGUGUACAGGUUGAGUUCCCCAUUGGUGCCACUCUUUCUACGGGAGAAGACAUCACAUUAAAGUGCACAGCGACAUUUUAUCCGUCUUCUGUUUUCCACAUGCCUUGUGGAAUGUGACUUUUCUUCAUCCACUCACAUUUAGUCCACAGUGCAGUAUGUCAUUUAAAAGUUUGUUUAAAAAUGUGACUAAAUCAACGUUAUCUCCUUUCAUUAGAGAGUAAAUAGCUACAACAGGUUUUAGUUUGCUCAUGCAUCUUGAACAAGGCUGUUUUGCUGUUAAAGCUACCAUGCUAUCUUUCAGUAGCUAUCAUCAUUACCUUUGGUAUUAACAACUUUCAACUGCUGUGAAAAACAUCGCCAUCAUCGCACCUUUUUUAGAACAGCUGUUCCCGCAUUGCACAAAUAUCUCAUGCAGAUACUUUUUAGCAGAAAGAAUAACUGACAAAUCAGAUUUAAAACAUUUGGAUAUUUUUCUUGUGUUGUGAGGUUUGGCUGCUGUUAAACAAAGUGACAUGAAACUGCCAGAUGUGACUGAGCAGUUUGAGGCGAGAGAAGAAGAAAAAAAAAAAAGGCUUUUAUGAGGGUUGAACGGUGCACGCUGAUAAAGAAAUGUGGCUGUCAUGUAUGAUAUUUAUUUACAUAUUCAUUUUAAGAUUUAAUCAUGUUCAGACCACACUAAAUCUUUGUUAGAUGUCUUUAUCCGGGAUUGGUUCAGUGAUGCAGCGGCGACAGUCCAACCUUCUCCCACUGAAACACCAACCUACCUUACAAAGGAAAACUCUCUGAAAUGACACAUUCAGAUAAUGUGAACUAACUUUAUUUUAUACUUGCCUUUUCCCUUUACUGUGUAUUUAGGUUGUAAAAUAUGAAUUGAACAAGCAGAUUCUGCUACAAACUUGCAUCUUUGUACUGUCAGGAAGAACUGAGAUAUAAAUUGACAUGCUGGAUAAAGUACUUAAUAUCAUUCCUUUAGAUAUUGUUUGCCUUAUGGAAACCUGUGUUUUCCCUAAAGACAGAGCCUUAGUGAAUGUACAGAAAUUAGCCUUUUGUGUUCAGUUGAAUGCAGAAGAGAACAUAUUUGCUACUCAGUCCUUUAAGUGGACAUUGUUGAUAUGUGUUAAUAAAAAAAUGAAGGAAU